Sordaria macrospora k-hell is the source of this 4041-nucleotide messenger RNA. RefSeq lists its product as uncharacterized. Gene Ontology annotation, biological process: transmembrane transport; intracellular calcium ion homeostasis. NCBI's taxonomy places the organism in Eukaryota, Fungi, Ascomycota, Sordariomycetes, Sordariales, Sordariaceae. The record is from RefSeq and is a predicted model, not a curated record. Gene Ontology annotation, cellular component: membrane. Gene Ontology annotation, molecular function: ATP binding; ATP hydrolysis activity; P-type ion transporter activity.
AUGAACGGCGGCAAUGACGACCACAACGCCAGCUGGCGGUCAUCGCAGUCUUUUGACAGCCGACGCGCCAGCCAUGAUCGCCGGCCAGGCCUCUACACUUUAGGGUCGAAUCAGAGUAACGCGAGCAUAUUUGAGGAUGUUGAGAUGGCACAUGACGAGCUCUACUCUGGCCCUAUGGCAGAGUCGCUCCCAACCAGCGUGUCCGCAUUCAACCACCGCCGAGCUCGCGCCGACUCUACCACUAGUUUCUCCUUCUACCAAGAAGACAUCGAUGAACGCUUUGAGGCAGGCGAGAUCGCCUCGUCCGAAGACCUCGACGAAUUACCGUUCGAAGACGACUAUGAAGACGACGUUGGAGCAUCAGAGAUUGGUUCAUCAGACUUGGAGCGUCAAGUUCCCGACAACGAAUACGUGCUCAACAGACGAUCCUCGAUUCAAUCAAGGAGAUCUGGGCAUAGUAGGGUUCUGCGCAGAGACAGCGGUGUAUCAGCAAACAGCGGACAUGGUGGAAACCGUACCAGCCAAAAAGUAUACAUGGUCAACGAAGAUCUCUAUAUCGCCAUCGCUGGAUUCCGCACGAGCACUUUCGGCCUGGCUGUUUACAUCCUCAUAUGCUUACUGACCUUUGGAGCUGGCUGGCUUUUGUUCAGAUGGGUACCUAGAUGGCACGUCAAGCUGGUUGGACGCCCAUCCUCGCUACGGGACUGUCAGUGGGUGGUUAUUGAGAACUCAUGGAACGAAAUGGCCAUCCUUGACGUUGACUCAAAGCCUUAUGGACGUGUCCUUUCGACCGUCUUCGGAACUCCGGGUAAACUGACCAGCUACUCGUUGGAUGAAGACCAUGACCCAAUCCUCCAGGAUCUCCGCAUGAUCAACUACCGCUACGUGCGCUUCUUCUACCAUCCGCUCAAGGAUAAGUUCAUCCUUUCCAGUGGCUGGAAGGAUCCGCUUUGGACAGAUGUUCAAACAGUUCGUUCCGGUAUCGACAGCGAAGAGAAGACCCACCGAGAUGCUGUUUUUGGAGGAAAUCUGAUCGACAUCGAGGAGAAGUCUACUUUCCGCCUUCUGGCCGACGAGGUCUUCCACCCCUUCUAUGUGUUCCAGAUUGCCAGUUUGAUAUUGUGGUCAGUUGACGAGUACUACUAUUAUGCCAUCGCUAUCUUCGUCAUGUCAGUUGGCAGCAUUGUGGCUACUCUUAUCGAAACCAAAUCCACAAUGAAGAGGCUACGGGAAAUUUCCCGGUUUGUCUGCGACGUUAGGGUGCUCAGAAAUGGUUUCUGGCGCCACGUCUCUUCCAGUGAUCUUGUACCUGGUGACAUCUACGAGGUCAGCGAUCCGAGCCUCGGCCAGUUCCCUGCGGACAGUCUUCUACUUGGCGGCGACUGCAUUGUCAACGAGAGCAUGCUCACUGGUGAAUCCGUGCCAGUAUCCAAGACCCCGGCAACCGAUCAGUCGCUCCGGAAUUUGGAUCUUGGUGCCUCUACCGUGCUGCCAGAAGUCGCAAAGCACUUCUUGUUUUGCGGAACCAAGAUCAUUCGUGCGCGCAGGCCUCAAGAUGACGGCAAUGAGGAGGCUGUUGCCCUCGCUCUUGUUGUCAGAACGGGAUUCAACACUACCAAGGGAGCUUUGGUGCGCUCCAUGCUUUUUCCCAAGCCGUCGGGCUUCAAGUUUUACCGCGAUUCGUUCCGAUACAUCUCUGUUAUGGCAUGCGUUGCAAUGGUCGGGUUUGCGGCGUCAUUCAUCAAUUUCAUACGGCUCAACCUGUCUUGGCAUCUCAUCAUCGUCCGGGCCUUGGAUCUGAUUACCAUUGUGGUCCCUCCUGCGCUGCCAGCAACGCUCACCAUCGGCACGAACUUCGCACUCGGCCGUCUUAAGGCGAAGAAGAUCUUUUGCAUCAGCCCUCAACGAGUUAAUGUUGGCGGAAAACUGGACAUCAUGUGUUUUGACAAGACAGGAACUCUCACUGAGGAAGGCCUUGAUAUUCUUGGAGUUCGGGUGGUCAAUCGGUCCAACAACCGAUUUAGCGACAUCCUCGAUAAUCCAGACGAUAUUGUACCUCGUCAGGAUCAUGGCACCGGGAUCAGAGACUCGACAGACACACUCAGGGCGGCACUGUACACCAUGGCAACGUGCCACUCUCUCCGGUCAGUCGAUGAUGAGCUUGUCGGUGAUCCCUUGGAUCUCAAAAUGUUCGAGUUCACGAGAUGGUCGUUCGAAGAAGGACACGAGGGAGGAGGCGCUACGGACGGGGAAGAGCAAGGAACACUGCAGCCAUCCAUCGCCAGGCCCCCAACUGUAGACAAGGGUUACACGGAUGCCGACCAGCAAGAUGCUCCACAGAAUGGACGCGCACCAUUUGAACUGGGUGUUCUCAAGUCUUUUGAGUUUGUCUCCCAGCUCCGAAGAGCAAGCGUUGUGGUCAGGACAUUUGGACAGAAGAGCGGAGAUAUCUUUGUCAAAGGCGCGCCGGAGUGCAUGCGAGACAUUUGCAAGCCGGAAUCAUUCCCUGCAGACUACGAUGAUCAGCUCAACUUCUAUACGCACAAGGGAUACAGAGUCAUUGGCUGCGCUACCAAGCACAUUCCUAAACUCAGCUGGGUAAAGGCUCAGAAAAUGACGCGACAAAACGUGGAGUCGGAUCUGGACUUCGUCGGAUUCAUUGUCUUCGAGAACAAGUUGAAGCCUGCGACGGCUCCGGUUUUGAAAGAGCUCGCCGAGUCCAACAUUGGAUCGGUCAUGGUGACUGGAGAUAACAUUCUUACUGCUAUUAGCGUUGCGCGGGAGUGCAGCCUGAUUAACAAGACGGCUCACUGUUUCGUUGGUCGCUUCGUCGCUGGUCAUUCGAGAGACGCUAACGCCAAGUUACAAUGGGAGAGCAUCGACAAUCCGAUUUACCAGCUGGACGACCGCACGUUGCUUCCCUUACCGCCACCGCCAGAGGGAGACGCCUCCCUUCCAUACGACAUUUCUAACCUACGGAACUAUUCUUUGGCUGUUAGCGGCGAUGUGUUCCGAUGGGUGAUCGACUAUGCGCCUCCAGAAGUCAUGCGGAGAAUGCUCGUCACUGGCAAGGUAUUUGCCCGCAUGUCUCCUGACGAGAAGCAUGAGCUUGUUGAGAAAUUACAGAGCAUCGACUAUUGCUGUGGCUUCUGUGGCGAUGGCGCCAACGACUGCGGCGCUUUGAAGGCCGCCGAUGUCGGUAUCUCCCUUUCCGAGGCUGAGGCAUCCGUGGCCGCUCCUUUUACAUCCAGAGUAUUCGACAUCCGCUGUGUCCCAGAGGUGAUCCGCGAGGGCCGAGCCGCGCUUGUCACAAGCUUCAGCUGCUUCAAGUACAUGAGCUUGUACUCGGCCAUCCAAUUCACGUCGGUCAGCUUCCUGUACGCUUCAGCAUCGAACCUCGGCGACUUUCAGUUCUUGUUCAUUGACCUGGCCCUCAUCCUACCGAUCGCCGUAUUUAUGAGCUGGGCCGGUCCAUUCCCAGAACUCUGCCGUAAGAGACCGACGGCCGACCUGGUCUCUCGCAAGGUGUUGGUGCCACUUCUUGGACAAAUGUUCAUCUGCAUCUUCAUCCAAACUAUGGCGUUCAUCGCAGUACGCGAACAACCCUGGUUCAUCCCGCCUACAGUUGAACACGAGAAGGUCAACAUUCGGAACUCUGAGAAUACUGCGCUCUUCUUGACGUCCUGCUUUGAGUAUAUCCUUGCAGGCGUGGCCCUGAAUGCGGGCCGGCCCUUCAGGCAACCUCCCUGGAACAACUGGCCAUUCGUUGCUGCGAUUGUUGCCACUCUGGCGUUUACGGGUUAUAUGAUCCUUGGUCCUGCUGCCGGACUCGUUAGUCUGAUGGACCUCACUCCUAUUAGCUGGGACUUCAAGAUGUUCAUCUUCACCCUGGGCAUCAUGUAUCUCGUGCUGGCUUGGAUUGGUGAGCACGUUAUCUUUCAACGACUUGCGCGCUUGAUCGGAAAGGUCAGCCAAUCUUUGACCAAGGAGCCCAAAAAGAGGAAGGAGUAUAAGGUCAUCUUGGAGAGGAUGAUCUGCUAA